Papaver somniferum (opium poppy) is the source of this 2195-nucleotide messenger RNA. RefSeq lists its product as uncharacterized. The record is from RefSeq and is a predicted model, not a curated record. Lineage: Eukaryota; Viridiplantae; Streptophyta; Magnoliopsida; Ranunculales; Papaveraceae. The coding region runs from base 795 to 1406 and encodes 203 amino acids. The transcript is spliced from 7 exons.
GCAGCCGUGAGACCCUCUCUUCCCCAAGUCUCGUUUCUCUUUCUUCCUCUAGAUCUACAGAUUCUCAAUCUUUACGCUUCUAUUGAUCUCUAUCUCUUACUAUUUAUUCUCAGUUUCUUCCUUUUCUGUUUUUGUUCUCUCUCAAUACUUAGGUUUUGAUUUUGUUUCUGACUCAUGUUGUUUGUUUGAAGCGACAAAGAAUACCCAAAACCCAGAAGACGGACCCCUCUUCAAACAUCAUCAUCAAUGGCUGGCGAUUACCAAAAUCUGGGUUAUAUGGGAACUACAAGAGAUGGCUUUAACAAUAAUCGACGGGAAGCUCAUUCAAUUAGCUACUAUUGAUCAUCUGUUUUGCUUUUAAAUCUUUUCGAGCAAUCGUAAACUUCAGGUGCACAUUCAGAAAUGCUUGGGCAUAGUUCGAAGAAAUGGGUUGCUUAUUCUUUGCUGAGUCUAUAUGGUUUCCUUUGUGAAAUUAUUUAUGAUGUUCAUAGUAUAUUUAUGGUCUGCAAUUGGGACUUCUGAUGUUGUGAGAGCUCUACUGCUGCUCAAGUUAGUCGAAGAUUUCUUUCCUGGUGUAACAAGAAAAAAUCCCUAAAUCUAAUUCGAUAUAUAUCAGUUAGGGCUACGUAUCAAAAUUAAAAUUGAUUGGGAAUUUGUUACAAUAACUUAAAAUCUCUGAGUUGAAAAGAUAUCCAGAAACUAGAGAACCAUUAGAACAACUUGAAGAUGCAUUGAGAAGGUAUUAUAUUCUUGUGAAUAGUUGUCAGGAUAAGAGUUAUCUUUAUCUUUUGGCAAUGGGUUGGAAAAUUGUUUAUCAAUUUAGAAAGGCUCAGAGUGAGAUUGAUCGUUACUUAAAGCUCGUUCCUCUUAUUACCCUCAUCGAUAAUGCAAGCUUUAAGGAGAGACUGAAAGACAUCGAAAGAGAUCAACGAAUGACACAAUGGGAAAAGAUGGUGCUGCAGACUCAAUUUUCUCAAGUUCGGACACCUGUUGCGGUGACACCUCUACCCCCAGGUAUUGCGACAUAUCAUAUCAUCUUGGAGGACCUUGACCUCCUCAUCCUCAAUAGAUGUAUUUUAGUUAAGGUGGUCCUGUAUUUGUUCGAUAAUAUGCAACUUAUCGUUUCCAACCCAACUAUUGCCUGGGAUGAGGCCAAGUGUUUCCCCAAACUUUAUGAUGCCAUACCCGCUCCAGCAACAAUGGCAUCUUGGACAAAGAAUGAGUGCGAGGAGACCUGGGAACCCACAACAACAGAUGCAGCAACAACAUCAGAGGCUUCUGCAAGUAUGGUUAAAUAUCACGGGAACCUUAUGGAGUGUGGAUACAGAGCACUAAUAUUCAGGGGUUGUAAACUGAAAAAGGUGGUGCGGGCAUUGAAGAGAAUGUGCUUUUCAGGGAUACCGUGAUUUGUGUACUAUAUAUUGGGAGUGAACAUGAGGUCACUUGUUUUCAAUAACUUACUAUAAAGGUAAGUUGCUGGGUAAGUUACAUCUGUCGUUCUGUAGCAAUGUGCUUACAAUUUAUAUACAUUUCUUCAAUAAAUACUUCAUGUAUCUAUUGUAAAAACUUUUGUAAUUUAUUGCCAUGAACACGAUAAAUUUCACUUCUUGUUAUUGUGUUGUUUUAGGUACCUUCAAGGCUAUGACAAUAAUCUGAUUAUCCUCACUAUAAAGGUAAGAUACAUAGAAAACCUCCUGAGUCCUGCUUUAGUUACCUUUCUUUUGCAUGAAUUUGAAUACUGAAAUUAGAUAUUAAGAUAGUUUUGCAUUUGAGUAAUUUUACAAAAGACUUGUUAACAUCAACAUCAUAGUAGAAAUAUGGUAGUUGUAGACUGGGACUAGGAUUCACAGGUUGGCGUUUUAGAACAUAGCAAGGAUUUUCAUAUCAAUAUUUGUAGAUACAAUAUGAUCACAUGAUCAUAGAAAGCUAUAUCUAACUUGUACAGACAUUAAAGUUUAAUGGCUAGUUAGAGCUAUCCGACUCAGUAGCAUUGCCAGUAUAUGUCGAAAAGACUGUUCAGCAUGUGGUGAUACUUCAGUUACUUUUAAACUGUUGAAAUUGUGUUGCUUUCUGUAAUAUUGAAGUCUCUAAGAGCGUCCACAGUGGUGCGAGCAUAACUAAAGACCAAAGACUAAAAAAAAAGAUCAAAUUUGGGUUUAGUCCAUCCUGUGGCGUAGCGGGUGACGAGUAAAUUU